Messenger RNA from Jaculus jaculus (lesser Egyptian jerboa), 914 nucleotides. RefSeq names its product NOP16 nucleolar protein (gene Nop16). The record is from RefSeq and is a predicted model, not a curated record. The coding region runs from base 95 to 631 and encodes 178 amino acids. NCBI's taxonomy places the organism in Eukaryota, Metazoa, Chordata, Mammalia, Rodentia, Dipodidae. Gene Ontology annotation, biological process: ribosomal large subunit biogenesis. Gene Ontology annotation, cellular component: nucleolus. The transcript has 5 exons.
AGCCUGCCAAGCCGGCUUGCUCUCCCGCUGGUAGAAAAGUUAGCACGCGGUGAGGCGUCGGCUUUGAGCGGUCGUUGCUGUGGUCAGCAGCGCGAUGCCGAAGGCCAAGGGCAAGACUCGGAGGCAGAAGUUCGGUUACAAUGUCAACCGGAAGCGUCUGAACCGGAACGCUCGAAGGAAGGCCGCGCCGCGAAUCGAGUGCUCCCACAUCCGACAUGCCUGGGACCAUACCAAAUCCGUGCGGCAGAAUCUGGCGGAGAUGGGGCUGGCCAUGGACUCCAACAAGGCGGUGCCCCUCCGUAAGAGAAAGGUGAAGGCCAUGGAGGUGGACGUGGAGGAGAGGCCCAAAGCACUGGUGCGGAAGCCCUAUGUGCUAAAUGAACUGGAGGCAGAAGCCAGUCUCCCAGAAAAGAAAGGAAAUACCCUGUCUCGGGACCUCAUUGACUACGUUCAUUACAUGGUGGAGAACCAUGGGGAGGACUAUAAGGCCAUGGCCCGGGAUGAGAAGAAUUACUAUCAAGAUACUCCAAAACAGAUUCGGAACAAGAUUAACGUCUAUAAACGUUUCUACCCAGCGGAAUGGCAAGCCUUCACCGAGUCUUUGCAAAGUAAGAAGAUGGAAGUUGACUGAAUGCUGUGCACCUGUCCAGACUUGGGGCUCCUGGACCAGAGAAGCCAAAGCCAGAGCUUAAAGUGUGGAGUGCUCAGCUUCAGAUGAUGCUGGCAAAAUCCCGUGGACUCAGGUUCAUGCGUGCGUGUGUCUAAUGCCCCUCUAGAGAAGGAAGUCUCUGAGGCUACAGUUUAGAUUCUCUUGUGGGUUCAUGGAAAAGCUGGGACUUGCUGUUCCCUUGAGUAGGUGCUUUAUUUGAAUAUAAUCUGUAUAUAAUAAAACAAAGAUUAUUUUACUUUUCUAA